UGUCACCGGCCACCGGCAGGUUCACAGUUGCACAGGUCUCCGGCCCUGGUCGCGCCCUCCUUCAGUCGCAGUCCCGGUUUCGCGCCCAGGAGCCCCUGGUCCCUCCCCCGUGGACGGCGGCCCCUCCUCCAGAGGCGCGGUGGUGGCCCAGGGCCCCCCGGCUCUUCCGGUGAGUCCCUGGGGGCCACGUGCGAAGCCUCUCAGCCCGGGGAGCCCGCGCCGGCCGCUUAGCCUUCGCGGGAGGACGCGGACCAGUUGCAGCCCCCGUCCUCGGCGACUCCUGGCUGUCCUGGCGGCCACGGGUCGCGAGCCCAGGGGUGACCGAGCCGCCGCGGCGCCGCGGCGGGUGGGGCGGAAUGGCGGCCGGCGCUGUGCUGGAGGCCGGCCUGGCCCGGCUGCUCUUCUACCCGACGCUGUUAUACACGCUAUUCCGAGGAAAGAUGCUAGGCCGGGCGCGCCGCGAGUGGUACCACCGCAUCGACCACGUCGUGCUGCUGGGCGCGCUGCCGCUGCGGAGCAUAACACGCCAGUUGGUUCAGGACGAGAACGUGCGCGGGGUGAUCACCAUGAACGAAGAGUAUGAGACGAGGUUCCUGUGCAACUCCUCAAAGGAGUGGAAGAAAGUAGGAGUCGAGCAGCUGCGGCUCAGCACGGUUGACAUGACUGGAAUCCCAACCUUGGCUGAUAUCCAGAAGGGCGUCCAGUUUGCUCUCAAGUACCAGUCCCUGGGCCAGUGUGUCUAUGUGCAUUGUAAGGCUGGGCGCUCCAGAAGUGCCACUAUGGUGGCAGCAUAUCUGAUUCAGAGCAUUUACAGAGUCAUGGAUAGUUUAAAGAACAAGGAAAUGUAAAGAUAACUAGCCUGCCUUUGUUUGUGUGAUGAACUGGUGAGUAUAUGACUUUUAACAGUACCAAAGCUUUGGUCAUUAGGACUUUGCUGGUAACAGGGUCUCAGGAGGCUAUUUUGGGCCAAGUGAAAAUUGACCCAACAGGCUAGAAACCUGUAUUUUCUUGGUUCUGUUGAAUUCUAAACCAGUAAGUAUCCUUAGGACACAAAGAUAACCCUCCUCGUUAAAUUUAAAAAGUGCUGUUUUUCUAGCUAUGGUGACAAGUUGCAUAAAAAUGUCUACUGUAUACUCUUUCCAGGAAACUUGUAACCAACAGCCUAGCUCAGGGAGGACAUCUAGGCCUAGGCAGGCAGAAUUUAGGAUCUCAGCUUCACUUACUCAGUCUUUUUCCAGGGUUCAGCAAAGCAAGAAUUAGGUAGAAAUACUGACAUCCCCAACCCUGUUGCAUAGUAUUGCAGGAUGGGUUGACUGAGGGGGUUGAAGUGCUUACUUAUUUAUAAUAUAUGGGACAUGGUUUUUAUUUACCCCCCGACUCCAUCAAGUUUUUUAAAAUGAGAAUCUGGGAGCCUUUUAGCAUCUGUUAUUAGGUUAAGGCCACUGCAACACUUUCUCUGAUUUCCCAAUC
Molecule: messenger RNA, 1470 nt
Organism: Manis pentadactyla (Chinese pangolin)
Lineage: Eukaryota; Metazoa; Chordata; Mammalia; Pholidota; Manidae
Gene: PTPMT1
Product: protein tyrosine phosphatase mitochondrial 1
Exons: 4
Coding region: 357-848 (163 amino acids)
Biological process (GO): protein dephosphorylation
Molecular function (GO): phosphatidylinositol-4,5-bisphosphate 5-phosphatase activity; protein tyrosine/serine/threonine phosphatase activity; phosphatidylglycerophosphatase activity
Source: RefSeq, a predicted model, not a curated record